Spea bombifrons (plains spadefoot toad) is the source of this 1052-nucleotide messenger RNA. RefSeq names its product mediator complex subunit 20 (gene MED20). Bases 48 to 680 code for a protein of 210 amino acids. The record is from RefSeq and is a predicted model, not a curated record. The transcript has 4 exons. Gene Ontology annotation, biological process: regulation of transcription by RNA polymerase II. Gene Ontology annotation, cellular component: mediator complex. Lineage: Eukaryota; Metazoa; Chordata; Amphibia; Anura; Pelobatidae. Gene Ontology annotation, molecular function: transcription coactivator activity.
CAAGUAGUUGGGUCUAGGCGCAUGAUUAUAAUAGAGUGAAAUGCAACAUGGGAGUCACAUGCGUAUGUCAGGUUCCGCUAGCCGAAGGGAAGAGUGUGCAACAGACUGUGGAACUUCUGACUCAUAAACUUGAGCAAAUGGGAGCAGAGAAGCAAGGAACAUUCUUUGUGGACUGUGAGACAUAUCACACCGCCAGUAUCGGAAGCACAGGUCAGACCGGGAAGCUUCUGUAUGUCAUGCACAAUUCGGAAUAUCCCCUCAGUACCUUUGCUUUGUUUGAAAACGGUCCGUGCUUGGUUGCUGACCUGAACCUUGAUGUGCUGAUGGUAAAGCUGAAGGGAUUCUUUCAGAAUGCUAAAGCUAAUAAAAUGGAAACAAGGGGCACACGAUACCAGUACUGUGAUUUCCUGGUGAAGAUUGGCACAGUGACUGUGGGACAGAGUGGCCGAGGCAUUUCUGUUGAGGUGGAUUACUGCCCAUGUGCCGUGCCAGGUGAUUGUUGGAAUCUAAUGGUGGAAUUCAUACAGAGUUUCAUGGGCAGCCAUGGUCUAUCUGUUCCUCCUGUAUUCAAUGCCAAACAUGACGUACUCUACUCACCAGCGGACACCAUGACACAGUAUAUGGAACUUCUUAACAAGAUACGCAAACAACAGCAAGUCACAGUGGCUGCUAUGCGGUGAUUUAGAUCAGGCGUGCAUCUCUCAGAUGUACAGGUUAACAUUAUGCUCCACCAUAAUUUCUGCACAACUGACUAUUACUUUAACUCACUUCUGCCUGCAUAACAUUUGCACAGUGGCAAGUGACCAUAAAAUGGAGGCAGUUUAUUUAGCAAUAAGCUAUAUUGAAAGAUGUCCUCUAAAAUACUCUAUUAAGCCCUUUAUUAUUCAGACUGGGUAGGAAACUACUGUGCUGAGCAAUAAUGUACACUUUUGUUGCCACAGGACAGAUGGGUGAGAAAUAAAAUUCAAACUGUACUCUGGGAAAUAAUCAUAGGUGAUAUGACAUUAAUACUUGUGUUAUGUUUACAAAUAAAAAAAUAAAAAUGUCUCGCA